GGACAAAAACAUAACGAGUCCCUCCCGCAACCCUCCACGGCGCGCGUUCUCUGUCCCGUGGUACCUUCCUGUCGCUGAAGGGAGCGGCGGCUAGGGUUUCGACGCAGUUUCGCCGUCCUCCAGCGAGAGCUCUUCUCCUCGUCUGUGGUUCCCAGCAAUAUGGGUGAUAGUGCCGAUUGGAAUGAAGAUAACACUGCUCUAGUGUGUGAAUUGUUCGCCGAACAAGUGAAGGCGCACAACCGGUCUGGUACCCACUUAAAUAAAACAGGGUACAAAAAUGUGAUGGACAAAUUCAAAGAAAAGACUGGGUUGUCCUACACCAAAAUGCAGUUCAAGAACAAAUGGGACAAGAUGAGGAUUGAAUACACCAAUUGGAAAAGACUAUCAAAGGAAACUGGUUUGGGAUGGGACACAGCGAAAAAAACCUGGAGUGCGACAAAUGAAAGGUGGAAGAACUUGAAUAAGCAAUACAAAGGAAUUGCCAAGUUUAAAGAUGGGCCUCUGUUGCAUGAGGAAGAAAAAGCCAUCAUGUAUGAAGAUAUUAGGAACACAGGAGAUGAUCAUUGGGCUCCGUCAAGUGGUACUACACCACAAAUUCUAGAGGGUGAAACCACUGAGAACACUGAUGACAAGGAUGGAGACUAUGAGGCCAAUGAUGACAAGGAUGAAGACUAUGAAGAAUGUGAAGAGGUUUCCCCUACAACUGCUAAAGGAAAGCGUCAUGUUUCUGUUGGUCGAAAGGACAAGGGUAAAAAGCCCAGGUCAUUGGGAGGACAUUGGGUGCAAGAUCAAUUGAGCAAACUUGUGACAGCAAGUGAGAAGAGCACAGCAUCCGUUGAGUCUUUGGCAAGAAAGGACGACAAUGGGUGCUCCAUUAGAGAUGUCAUGGCAUUGGUGAAGGAGUGUGGUGCAGUUCCAGGAACAAAAGAACACUUCAUAGCAUCUCAAGUUUUUGUCAAGAGGGCAGAGAGGGAGAUGUUUAUGACUUUGGACACACCAGAAGAACGCUUCAAUUGGCUUACAAUGAAACAUGAUUGGCUCACUAGGAUGAGUCACUAGGUUCUGUAAUUUUUUGUAGCACUAUGUCCCAUUUUCAGUGCUAAUAUGUAUCUGUUUAAACCUUUUUACUCCGAUUUGAACAUGUUGUGACAUUAUUGUGGAUGGAUUGUAUCAAUUUUGUUGCUGCCC
Messenger RNA from Zea mays, 1188 nucleotides. RefSeq names its product L10-interacting MYB domain-containing protein-like. The coding region runs from base 160 to 1059 and encodes 299 amino acids. The record is from RefSeq and is a predicted model, not a curated record. Lineage: Eukaryota; Viridiplantae; Streptophyta; Magnoliopsida; Poales; Poaceae. The transcript is spliced from 3 exons.